GGAAAGGAUUACAAACACAUUGACAGUAAUCUUAUCUUCCUGAUAGGCUAGUUUAUGAAAAGUAUGUCAUAGCCGUCAGUAUUGUGUGAGACAAAAUUAAUUAAAUAUGAGCGGUGUUUAUGUUGUUGAUUCUGAUGACGCGAUUCAAGUAGCCGGUGGCGAUGGCGGUGGAGGGGUGAUGGUAGCUGACAGCAACGGUGGAGGGGUCAUGGUUGCUGACAGCAACGACGGAGGGGUUAUGGUAGCUGAUAAUAACAACGGAGGGGUCAUGGUUUCAGACAACAAUUACGGUGGAGGCGUCAUGGUAGCUGAUAGCAACGACGGGGGGGUCAUGGUAGCUGAUAACAAUGACGGAGGGGUUAUUGUAGCUGACAACUAGGGGUCAUGAUAAUGAAUUCAGAAGUCAGAUGGAUUAAUGCUGAUGCUAAUAAUGAUGAGUCAGGAGUGUGAUAGUGAAAAUUGCUUUUAAUUUUUUUGUUCAAUAAAGUGCUACUUCAUA
Colias croceus (clouded yellow) is the source of this 499-nucleotide messenger RNA. Its product is annotated as translation initiation factor IF-2-like. NCBI's taxonomy places the organism in Eukaryota, Metazoa, Arthropoda, Insecta, Lepidoptera, Pieridae. The record is from RefSeq and is a predicted model, not a curated record. Bases 107 to 379 code for a protein of 90 amino acids. The transcript has 2 exons.